Molecule: messenger RNA, 2274 nt
Organism: Anisakis simplex (herring worm)
Lineage: Eukaryota; Metazoa; Nematoda; Chromadorea; Rhabditida; Anisakidae
Source: the annotation of a GenBank genome assembly
AUGGCCGACAGUGACGAUGAUUAUCACCGAAGAGGCGUGCGCGAUAAAUUCCAGCGUGAAAGAAAUGAUUAUUCAGAUCGUUCAAGACAACGUGAUUACGACUAUGAUAGACGAGGCGGAUACCAACGAAAUGAUUAUUCGAAUGGUUCAGUGAAGCGUUCCUCAGCUAGAAGAGAUGAUUAUGGAGGAGCAAGUGCCAUGAAACGUUCUCGUAUUGAUAGUGCAUCGGACUCAUAUGAUCCUGUAAUAAAGUCAACAUCUGAAGAAUCGACCUCACCCGUAAUGAUGACAUUUAAGAAGUUUUUAUCCUGUCAAGAUGAUCAGAUAACGGAUGAAGAAGCAAUUGCUAAGUAUUCUGAAUAUAAAAUGGAAUUCAAACGUCAAGAACUACGCAAGUUCUUCAAUGCGCACAAGGACGAACAGUGGUUCCGUCUGAAAUAUCAUCCGGAAGAAAGUGCAAAGAGAAAAGAAGAACAGAAUGAGAACAUUAGUAAACGAUUGUCGGUAUUCGAGCAAAUGCUCUCGGAUGGUAAACUCGAUAAAAUUCAUGUGGAUUUCGAUUGUGCAUCUGAUAUUAUUCGUAUCAUGGACAUGUUAGUUGUUAAACUGGAAGGAGGUGAUGAAGAGGAUCUGAAUGAAUUGGAAGAUGAGAAGGUCACUGAUGCUGAAGCUAACAGCGAAGAGACUAGUGCUAAAGUUGAGAAGUUGGAAGAAAAAGCAAAACCAACAGAAACAACAGAGGAUGCAAAACCGAAGGAAGAGGAAGAGACGGAAACAGCGAACGAUGAUGGUGCAAUCAGCGAUUCAGAUGGUGAAAAGAAACCGGAAGAAGCCAGUCCAGAGCAUCGUCCUGUCAAGAAGAAAACGCUUUUACAUAAAACAUCCAGCAUCUUUUUGCGCAAUAUUGCACCCACUAUAACUAUACAAGAAAUUGAAGCGGUAUGCAAGCGUUUUCCUGGAUUUCUUCGAGUUGGAUUAGCAGAACCGUUGCCCGAACGCAAAUUUUAUAGGAGAGGAUGGAUCACGUUCCGAAGAGAUGUGAAUAUAAAAGAGAUUUGUUGGAAUUUGAAUGGUGUUAGGAUUCGUGAAUGUGAUUUGGGCGCGAUAAUCAAUCGAGAUUUGACGCGUCGUGUACGAACAGUGAAUGGUGUAACAGCGCACAAACAAGUUGCACAAAACGACUUGAGACAAGCCGCGAAAUUGACUGCUUUCUAUGACAAAAAGGCUGGCUUGUAUCAAUCAUCAGAUGAAGGUGAUCAACAAAAUGACAAGGACUUUGAACUGGACCUAAUCGCCAAGAGUAACAAUCCAUUGCUGAAGAAUCUUACUGAUUUUCUGAUAGAGGAGGCAAGUGCUGAAGAAGAAGAAUUACUUGGAUUAUCAAAUGGUGCUUCGGCAACUGAGCAAGAAGAUCAAAAGGUACCGUUCCAAAGAGAUGAUGCGCUCAUCAAUAAGUUGGAUCAUAUUCUCAUAUAUCUUCGUAUUGUUCAUUCGAUUGAUUUCUAUAAUCAUGGUGAAUAUCCUAACGAGGACGUUAUGCCGAAUAGAUGUGGUAUGAUGCAUGUACGUGGUGAUCCGCCGUCUUCGUCGCAGUGGGGUCAAGAUGAGAGUACUCAGCAACCGUUAGUUGCUGUUAAAUUCGUUAAUGACUUCAUCAGCGGAUUCAAUUCUCGUCUUCAGUCAUCUCUUCUCAAUGAAACUCGUCUCACUGAUGACGAUCUCGAAAAUUUGGGCAAAAAAGAUCCUGAAAAAGAAGUUGAAGCAUUUAUAACGGCAAAUUGUGUAGAGCUUGCAAAAGACAAAUGGUUAUGCCCAUUGUCAGGCAAGAAAUUCAAGGGACCCGAAUUCAUUCGCAAACAUCUCUUCUCGAAACAUACCGAAAAACUUGAAGAAGUUAAACAAGAGGCGGCGUUCUUCAACAAUUAUUUGGCAGAUGCGAAACGUCCCCAAAAUUUGGAUGUAAAACCGACAAGUAAUGUUUCAUCACUACCAGCGAGAGAUGAUCGUCGUGAUAGAGAACCAGAGGUGGCAGAUCGUGGUUCUUCGAUGGCAUUCGGUCGUUCGAGUGGGGGUAUGAUGAAUCGUAGUUAUGAUGAUCGUAAUCGCAGCUAUGGCAAUCGCUACAGCAGUGGUUCUUUUCGAGGGGGCAAUAAUCGAUACUGGGAUGGAGGGCAAAGUGCUGGUGGCAUGGGAGCGGGCGGCAGUGCCAGCAGACGUGAUCCCAGAGAACCUGUCACUUACAAGGACUUAGAUGCACCUGAGGACAUCUUUUGA